AUGAGCCCGGGACGGGAGACCCCGAGCGGGCUCGCCACACAGCCGGGCCUGCCGUUUUCCUUCGAGUUGGCGGUGUUCUUAGUAGCCGUCGCGAUGCUGCUCGCUUCGCUGGUAGUUUUGUAUCUCUACCUCAAUCGACGUCUCUGCUUCGGCAGUCACGACAAGCGCAAGUACUCCGACUACUCCAGCAAUACCCUCGCGGACGACACCUUCUGCUACUACGAAGAUCUCAGCGCUAGUUCAGAUUCUGACGAGCAUCUUUUGAACGACAAUGAGAGAUCGGCAUCCGUAUGCUCUCUGGAUGACCGCCGGGAAACUCAUCCCUUCACCGAGCUCAACGCGAAUUUGAAUUACAAUUCAUGCUCUCAAACGCUAAGUAACCCCGCAAUCGGAGCACCGACCGCUGCGGCUGCGACGACUUUGACGUCGACUGUUGACGCGCCUACGAUAAAGCCUGCUUCAGGCCAACAAGAAGUGCCAUUCGCUGCCCGCGACGGAGGAUUCCUCGAAGUCGUUAUCAACCACGACGCACUUGCCCGCAGGGUGAUCGUGAGUUUGGUUCAGGCACGUAAGCUGCCCGUAAAAACUCAGGGUGGCGCAAGCUCGUACCGGGUCAAGGUUACUGCAAUUACUUCGAAAGAGACCGCCAAUGAUAAAAUCAUGAAGCACACCUCUAAAGUCAAGCAGGCCAAUCAGCAGGGUAACUGUAUAUUCAACGAAGAUUUGGUGUUCUCUCGCAUUUCGAGCGAUUCUCUAGCCUGCGUGACACUCCGCUUCAGGAUUUAUUCCGCGCAGGAGCGCCUAACUCGACGACGGCGCCUGAUAAGUGAAGCCACAAUGGUACUUUCGCAAGCGCAUCUUGGCGAAACGCUGACGCUGGCUUUCGAGGCGCGAACCCCGGCCACCAACGGUAGUGACUCUGAACAGAGCGAUUCGUCGACUGGUUCGCUCAAUUCCCUACAGCACGUCGGGCUCUCGGCGUCUCCGGAGCUCCUGGUCGGACUUGCCUACAACGGCACCACUGGCAGACUGAGUGUCGAAGUGAUCGGAGGCAGCCAUCUCGGCGUUCUCCCGGGAAUUCCUCACGUGAAAAGUUGUCCCAACCCCGACACGUUCGUUAAGUUGAGCCUGCUGUCCUCGGCCGGACGUGAGAUCGCGUCGUCGAAGACCUCGGUUCGACGAGGCCAAGCGGAUCCUGUUUACAAGGAAACAUUCGUGUUCCAAGUCGCCCUUUUCCAGCUCACCGAUGUGACUUUGAUACUGUCAGCAUACAAGCGCAACUCUAUGAAAAGAAAACAGUUGAUCGGCUGGGUUUCCUUCGGGUUGAAUGCAUCCUCUGACACACAACUGGUCCACUGGAGUGAUAUGAGAGAUGGUCGAGGGGAACAAAUCGCUCGGUGGAAUACACUGAUUCAAACACCGGCUUGAACGAGGAUCUGACAAUGAUACCGUGCAUCCCCGAUGAGACCGACGGAGCCCAGGCAGCUUGGGGUCUCGUCGAUCAUACUC
Galendromus occidentalis (western predatory mite) is the source of this 1509-nucleotide messenger RNA. It is a transcript of the gene Syt14, whose product is annotated as Synaptotagmin 14. Lineage: Eukaryota; Metazoa; Arthropoda; Arachnida; Mesostigmata; Phytoseiidae. The transcript has 6 exons. The coding region runs from base 1 to 1428 and encodes 475 amino acids. Gene Ontology annotation, molecular function: phospholipid binding. The record is from RefSeq and is a predicted model, not a curated record.